This is a messenger RNA of Symbiodinium necroappetens, 297 nucleotides long. NCBI's taxonomy places the organism in Eukaryota, Dinophyceae, Suessiales, Symbiodiniaceae. The record is from the annotation of a GenBank genome assembly.
AUGUCGCGCGGAGCUGGUUUCAGGGACUUUGCCAACCCCUGCGCCUGGACGAAGGGAGAACACCUUGGUGUCCUUUUGCCAGAUGAUGAGACCAAGCUCCCGGUGCUGCAGAGGGGGUUGGUCCAAAGGGCGGAAGUGGUCGACGGCCUUCUGCGAGUCCACCCUGCAAUCUCGGAAGAUGGCAUCUUGACGAAGCUCCACAUGGGACAUCAUGACUAUCACGCUUAUGACGUGCAUCUCUUUUGGGCGAACGUGCGCGAGCGCGUGAAGCAGCAGGUGGCUGCCUUCCGCGCGUAG